This is a messenger RNA of Hansenula ciferrii, 984 nucleotides long. RefSeq names its product Fsf1p (gene FSF1). The record is from RefSeq and is a predicted model, not a curated record. The coding region runs from base 1 to 984 and encodes 327 amino acids. Gene Ontology annotation, cellular component: mitochondrial inner membrane. Gene Ontology annotation, molecular function: monoatomic ion transmembrane transporter activity. Lineage: Eukaryota; Fungi; Ascomycota; Saccharomycetes; Phaffomycetales; Wickerhamomycetaceae. The transcript has a single exon. Gene Ontology annotation, biological process: mitochondrial transmembrane transport; monoatomic ion transport.
AUGGCAUCAUCAGUUCCAGGUCCAAUAGCAUUACCAGAAUCCAAAUUCGAUCUAACAACAUACUGGGGUCGUGUUCGUCAUUGUGCUGAAAUUUCAGAUCCUUCAAUGUUAUUAAAUUCAAAUGUAACUUUAGAAAAUGCUAAAAAAUUAAUUAGUCAAUAUAAAAAUGGUGAACAAAAACAAAUGACACCAGAAUUAUGGGAUGCUAAGAAAGUUUUAGAUUCUACUGUUCAUCCAGAUACUGGUGAAACUGUUUUAUUACCUUUCAGAAUGUCAUGUUGUGUCUUAUCAAAUUUGGUUGUUACUGGUGGUAUGUUAACCCCAGGUUUAGGUACUGUGGGUACAUUAUUUUGGCAAGUUGCAAAUCAAUCAUUAAAUGUUGCAAUUAAUACAGCAAAUGCAAAUAAAUCACAUCCAUUAUCUACACAACAAUUAAUUCAAAACUAUACCAUUGCAGUUACAGCAUCUUGUGGUGUUGCAUUAGGUCUUAAUUCAAUAGUUCCAAAAUUAAAAUCUCUUUCACAAAAUACAAAAUUAAUCUUGGGUAGAUUAGUUCCAUUUGCUGCUGUUGUUUCUGCAGGUAUUGUUAAUGUCUUUGCUAUGAGAAGUGAAGAAAUUAAAAAAGGUAUUACAGUGUUCGAUAAAAAUGGUGAUGAAGUCGGUACUUCUAAAACUGCUGCUAAAUAUGCCGUUGGUGAAACUGCAGCAUCAAGAGUUAUUAAUGCUACACCAAUCAUGGUUGUACCACCUUUAAUUCUUGUUCAAUUACAAAAAGGUUUAUUAAAGAAUAAAGGUGUUGGUAUUCAAACUUUAGCUAAUUUAGGUUUGAUUUUAACAACUUCAUUUGUUGCUUUACCUUUUGCUUUAGGUGUUUUCCCACAAUAUCAACCAAUUCAAGUUUCAAAAUUAGAAUCUGAAUUAUCUGGUAAAAAGGAUAAAGAUGGUAACGCUAUUGAAACUGUUUAUUUCAACAGAGGUAUUUAA